Molecule: messenger RNA, 1176 nt
Organism: Adineta steineri
Lineage: Eukaryota; Metazoa; Rotifera; Eurotatoria; Adinetida; Adinetidae
Source: the annotation of a GenBank genome assembly
AUGACAAUUGCAUUAGUUAUUUUGUGGCAUACUAAAUUAAAACCAUUUCGAGAUUAUGCUGUAGUUAUUGAUGCUGGUUCAUCUUAUUCAAAAAUUUUUGUUUAUUCAUGGUCUACAGAUAAAUCAGGUGGACUUGGAACAACAUCACGAAUUAAACAAGUUAAAUCAUGUUCUGUCUCUCAUGAACCUAUUACAACAAUUGUAAAUGCAACACAAGAUAAUGUUAAAAACUAUUUUGAUUCAGCUAUGACUACUUGCAUCAGCAGUAUUCCAUCAACACGAAAAAGUCGAGCAUUAAUCUUUCUUGGUGCAACAGCUGGUCUUCGUUUAUUGAAUAUUACAGAUCCAGCAUAUAUUACUCUUUUAUUGAAUAGCACUCGUACAUAUUUUAGUACUCUUAAACUUCGAUUUCGUGAUCCUAUAAAUCAAGUACGUAUCAUAAGUGGUAGCGAAGAAGGUUUGUCUGGAUGGAUAUCAACAAAUAUUCUACUAAAAGAACUGUUUAAUAAAAGCAAACCAUUAGACACCUUUGGUGUCCUGGAUAUGGGUGGUGCUAGUACUCAAUUAAGUUUUAUAGCUCCUAAGGCAACUAAAGAGCGAUAUCGAAUGAAUCUAUUUGAUAGAAACUAUGAUGUAUAUUCUCAUUCAUAUUUAUGUUAUGGGCAAGACCAAGCACGUCUAGUUCAUCAAGGAAGAUUAGUAGAACAAGCUAAUGGAUCUUUGUCUAUACAUGAUCCAUGUUUACAACGUGAUUAUAUUGAAAAUAAGACUUAUAAUGAUUUGUUCAGUACAGCUUGUGCUCAUGGACAAAAUGAAUCUUCUGUAUAUCUUAAUACAUCAUCAAUAUUCUCAUUUAUAGGUACUGGUGAUUAUAAAGAAUGUAAAAGAAUUAUGAAAGAACGUUUUAAUAAUUCAUCAUGUUCUUCAUCAACUUGUAGUUUCAAUAAUGUCUAUCAACCAGUACCUAUUUCUUCAUCUAUAAAAUUUGUCGCUAUGGCAGCAUGGUACUCGACAUUUAGUAGAUUAGCUCCAAAUGUAUCUAUAAAACCUAAUCACGAUGGUAAUUAUAAUUUUACUUCUAUUAAGUUAACAGAUAUCAAACAUACUAUCAAAGCAAUAUGUAAACAAUCAUGGUCACAUGUACAUAAACCAGAUAAACACAGAUCAUGUAAAUAA